UUUCUCAUUAAUAGAAAUUAUCGGCCACGUCAAGAACGGCCCGCAGCAGGUGAACAAACCAGCGUUCCGGCCGGCGAUCGAUGACGAUCUGGGCGACGAGGAAGUUGUUCAAAUGAUGAAACGAUGCUGGGUGGAAGACCCCAACGAGCGACCCGACUUUCCGGUCCUGAAAGCUACCAUCCGCCGUCUCAACAAAGACAACGAAAGCGGCAACAUAUUGGACAACCUGCUCAGCCGAAUGGAGUUGUACGCCAACAACUUGGAACAACUCGUCGAGGAGCGGACGGCCGAUUAUUUGGAAGAGAAACAACGCUGCGAAGAACUACUCUAUCAACUGCUGCCCAAGCCAGUUGCCAGUCAACUGAUAGCCGGGCAGUCGGUCCUGGCGGAGACUUUCGAUAAUGUCACCAUCUACUUCUCAGAUAUCGUCGGCUUCACGGCUCUCUCGGCCGAAUCCGCCCCCCUCCAAGUAGUGGAUCUUCUGAACGAUCUCUACACUUGCUUUGAUUCCAUCAUUGAAAACUUUGAUGUCUACAAGGUGGAAACGAUCGGCGAUGCGUACAUGGUCGUUUCUGGGCUGCCGGUUAGGAAUGGCAACUUGCACGCCCGUGAAAUCGCCCGGAUGUCGUUGAGACUUUUACAAGCCGUCGGCCACUUUCGCAUAAGGCACCGACCCAACGACCAGCUGAAACUGCGCAUCGGCCUCCAUUCGGGCCCGGUUGUCGCCGGCGUCGUCGGUUUGAAAAUGCCGCGCUAUUGUCUUUUUGGCGACACUGUCAACACGGCCUCUCGGAUGGAAUCCCACGGGCUCGCGUUGAAGAUCCACGUCAGCCCAGCCACCAAAGCUCUCCUGGAUUCUUUCGGCACUUUCCGGCUAGAGUUGCGGGGUGAUAUUGAAAUGAAGGGCAAAGGCAUUGUGACAACGCACUGGCUGCAGGGCGAAACCACUGACUUGCCACCGGCCGCUAAUAUUACCAGCACGAUGACUGCCAAUUCGACGGUCACCUCCUCCGCCAAAAUCUAGCCUGUUUCACAAUUGCCGUUUGAUAUCGAAAGUGUGGCAUUAUGAUUUCCUUUUUUUAUUUUUUUAGAAAAACCCGAUCAUUCCCUUUCGCCUACACUUGAAUUCUUUCACCUCAUCUCCUAUAUUUAUUGUAUAAUCCCGACCCCAUAUUCCCGCUGUCUCGACCUGAUAUAACAAACAAACCUCUCCGCCCUCCUCCGCCCUCCUCCUCCACCCCACUAAUUAACCGAAAACAAAAAGUUGUGUUGUGAUGCGGAUCGUAUUUAUAUUCUAGUCAAGACAUUCACAAACACAUCACAGAUCUCUUGUCGAUGUAAACGGAUGUGUAUUUUCCAAUUGGUUCGACAUCAUAUAUUAUUACUAUAAUUAUUAUUACAUGGUUAUUAUACGCUGUCUCUUUGAAAA
Messenger RNA from Daphnia pulicaria, 1429 nucleotides. Its product is annotated as atrial natriuretic peptide receptor 1-like. NCBI's taxonomy places the organism in Eukaryota, Metazoa, Arthropoda, Branchiopoda, Diplostraca, Daphniidae. The transcript is spliced from 7 exons. Gene Ontology annotation, molecular function: peptide receptor activity; guanylate cyclase activity. Gene Ontology annotation, biological process: receptor guanylyl cyclase signaling pathway; cGMP biosynthetic process; intracellular signal transduction. The record is from RefSeq and is a predicted model, not a curated record. Bases 113 to 1024 code for a protein of 303 amino acids.